Molecule: messenger RNA, 20088 nt
Organism: Porites lobata
Lineage: Eukaryota; Metazoa; Cnidaria; Anthozoa; Scleractinia; Poritidae
Source: the annotation of a GenBank genome assembly
GUUCGCAGUUGUGAAAUCAUGGAGAGUCUCGAAGAAUUAGGAAAGAGCAUUGAGGAAAAGAAAUUUUGCAAACCAACUUCGUGGCUGGUGUGCAAUUCAAAUGGAUGUUUUCGGCCUGGUUGCGUGUAAGUUUCCUAGGUGACUGCUUACGGAUUUCAGUGUUUUGCAUUUUCUGCGUGCUCGGAAGCGGACAACUGUAACCUUAAAGCUAAGUUUUGCUAAACGCUGUUUUUCUUAACUUCUUUGUUUUGAAUAAUGAUUCCAUCAUUUACGUCCAAAUUUUGAACAACAAGUACUGGGAAUUUUGUACCCUUUACUUGCUGCUCAUAAGCUCCUUUUACUUUUGAUUCGGUUUUUACAGUGUAUUGCAUGUUGUAAACAUGCUCUGAGCCGGCCUCUGUAGCCUCCAGGCUUUGGAGUUAAUUAAAUCAGUUGGCUACAAGAAGCUCCGAAUCUUUCAAUUCACCUUGCAAUUUUCACAGUACUCUAUUACUAUUAGAACAACCAAAGUUAUUGUAUAUUAUCUGCAUUAAAACAUGUGAAUCAAGCAAGUCCUACAGAGUAUACGUACAUGUUGGCCUGGCACUCAAUGAAUUAUUUAUCAAAUUCCUUUAUUAAUCCAGAAGAAGGUAAUACACAGAUCUAAACAUUGUGUGAUCUUUCUUGACAAAACGCGGCAAAUAAGGUUCUGAUAACUCCGAUCCUUCGUUUGAUUUUACAAGUGCACAUUCUGUUAUUAAACUAAGUUCUAAUAGGUACUACGAUAAGUUUUUGCACAAAAUACAAAAAUGACAUAAUUAAUCUAACUUGUAAUUCAUAUUUUUAAGGCCAGGAGGAAUGCGGAAAAGAUCACUGAAUGCACCUCACCCGGUUCCAAUCUUUGGGAGAAAAGGCCACUUGUUGGGAGAUGAAACAUAUUCCAGGUUGGUAAUUUACAACAAACUUAAUGGCAUACUCGAUUGAUUGUAUUCUGGAACUAGAAUAAUGAAUAUUGAAAUUAACUCUAGAAAUCACUUGUUUUGGUAUUAAUUGCAUUGCAAUAUCUAGAAAUCUGCUUGAAAGAAAAUAUUCUGAUGAAUGUAGUGUUCCAGUGGUCCUAAGAACACAGUAGAAGAGAUUUGUCAAAGAACUUUUCCUUAUUCUUAUUCCAGAAUACGAUAUACACUGUAUUGAAGGUGUCCUUAAUAAGCACGGGUUCAGAUCAAGAUCUUGAGCAUACAAUAAUAUUGUUUGUUCUAAAUAUACGUACAUGUACAUGUGACCGGCCAGUUUACACAAGCAAUCCUAUCCUGUGAUAAGUUUCAAUUCCAAGAUUCAUCUAGGUAUCUGCAUGGUUACUUUCCUUUUUCUUCUCUUUCUGGAAAUCUCAUUGUACAGAUUCGUACAUGGUUUUUCAUAAAAUAAAUAUGUGCACAAAUUUCACUCACAGCAAGUCAAAAUUUAAUGUAGUGAGGCACAGAAAAUUGUCAACUGCUUCAGGAAGGCAAGAUAUAUUGUGUUUUCAUGGGUUUUUCAUCCCUGGAUGAACUGUCAUCACAUGCUGCAGAUAGCGAUGAAAUCAUGUAUAGCUGUAGAGACCAAAUCGCUUUAGUCAAGGAUCAUGUAAUUAAGAAGCAAAUAACCUGUAGACAUUGAAACCAAACCUAUCAAAGAAUGGGAUUGCUCACACAAACAGGUCCUUAAAAGAAGGUGUUAGAAGGUUCUUCGGAAAGUGACAGUACAGUUUGCAAUUGCAGCACAAAAUAAGCCUCAUGCAUGGCAAGCACAUACAAAAUACAGGGCAUGAGAUAAAUGAAGCACCUGAAAGGUGACAGGUUGUAUGCCUUAGAGCUAUAUGAAACAAUACUGAAACCUACUGCAGUGUUCUUACUAGGAUUUCGUACACUAGGGUCCACAGUACCCAUAGGGAAGCUAACAGGAGGUCAUGAGGGAGAAAAGUUGGUCACAAUUUUCUAGACACAGUUAACUCAACGUUUUCACAGGUCUGAGUCUUAGAUAAUGAUGGAUGUUUUCUAAACGAGCCAUAACCAAUUAAUUUUUAAGGAAAUGUACGUUAUGUAUGCAUACAUUUUGUAACAGGUUUUUAGCUGCAAUUCCGCGGUCUGGUAAGAACACUAUUAUUGUGACCCUAACCUUAAGCCAACAGUUUCAUUUGAUUGAGAAAUAUCCCUGCAGCCUUUAGAACCCUUCUUCCUUCCUCUAUACAGCAUCUUCCUUCAUUAGUACCUUAAGUUGUCGUGAUAAAUGCAUGAGUUAAAAGCAGUUUUGCAACUUUGAUGGGAAAAAAGUUUUUAUGAAAAAAGAUAAUCCAUCUCCAGUAUCAGUUAUAAUAUUUUUUCCAGAGAGAUUAUUAAGGUACUUGUCGUGUACUUUGCAUAGAUGUCCUCCUAUUGAUUGUAAAUUUUAGGGAGCCUAAUAUUGGCAAAAAAAGCACAUUUAAAUGGCACAGCUUCUGCAGUGGUACUAAUCAGAUAAUGAAAACGUGGUUUCAUAAAAUUGACAAUUUUGUCUACUUUUUUUCUUGAUGGUUUGAUGAAUAGUCUGUAAUAACUUACUAACUAAAGGAAUUUUAUUAAAAUACUAGUGUGUUUUCAUCAAUACCAUUUUUUUAAAAUUUAGUUUGAUACUACAGCAAUUUGACUUUAAGCUACUGUAUAUCUAAAACAAGAAACAUGUUUGACUAAGACUUUAUUAAUAUGUAAUUAUUAUUGGUAAAUCAUCUUCAUUAUGCAAGUAUCUGUACAUAUGUUAAAUUAUCCUUUCAAUGGUGAAGAUUAUUAUUUUUAGUUUCAUAGUGAAAUUCAAUCACCUCACAUUUUCUUACAUGGCAAAGACAUAAACUUUGUAAUAUUCAUUUAAUCCAUGUCAAAGGAUUUUUUUGCAACUCUUUUCUAUCAAUUAUCAGAUUUUACAUUGUAAAUUCAAAUUAGUUUUGAAAAAGGUAGGUCGUUAUUUGUUGUGAUGUAUAACUCUUGAUCCAAUUCCCUUUUGCUAAGAGAUUGGUCGGAGAGAAGUGAAUUGUUGUACUUGUAGUCCUUCCCUUGUAAUAUAUAACUGUUGUAACUGUAGUUGUUUGAAUUCUAUAAGGCAGUGAUUUGGCUUGAUGAAACUGUAAAUAUUGACAACUUAAGUCUUGCGGAUCACAUGAUUUGUUUUGAUCCAAUUUCCACGGAACAGAAAAUGAUACCAACAACAAGCAAUAGACCCUGUGUUAUGGUGAGGUAUGCGGCUUGACAUAAUUUUUCAGCAAAUUGAGACAAUAUAUUACUGUUGCAUGAUUGAUUGUAAUAGUUAUUGUUUUUAGUUGCUUGUUUGUUUGUUUGUGGAAGGACUGGAAGGAAGUUUGGAAUUGUUAAAUUCCUUGCCCUUCCAGUAUUACUUACUACAUCAGCAUUGUUGAGCGUGAAAGACUUGAGUACAAGUUUAGAAAAACGAGUACAUUGUAAUAAUUUCUAAGCUAAGCUGCAAACGGACGCAACAACUCCCAACAUUGAUGGCCCAACAAUGUUGGGAGUGUUGGGUGGGUUUGCACGUAGCUAAAAGUUUGACCGGUUUCAAACUUUGUGCAACAACUCUCAACAACAAGGAGCAAUAUGCAACAACAUGCAACAGGGUGUGCAAACGGACGGAACAUCUAACAUCUAACAAUGCUGGGAGUUGUUGACCAACAAUGUAGCGUCCGUUUGCACGGGGCUUUAAAAUACUUUACGCAUCAUCCAAACUACUAAAAUCUUCAGUUUGCGGUGUUGACUUCAACUUGUGUUGGUUAAAGGCAAAGAAAGAUGUGUACAGUAUAUCGCUUUCUUGGUUGGUACUAUCUUUAGUAUUUUCACAUGUUUACCAUGACUCGGUGAUUAAGCCAAAUGAUUUGGGGUUUGGUUUCAAUUAAGACAAAAUAACUGUGUUGAGAAACGAGCUUACUACAGGUGUAUUUAUCUUGCAUAGUGAACAAAUUAUACAAAUAACGUCUCUCAAUGUUAAACGUGGAGAAUUUGCAACACAGGUUUUUCCAGUCCUUAAUUUUAAAAAGAUGUCUGUAUAGCUGAAAUACUCCUUGAUCUGUUCUUUGCGCAAAUUUAAAUCAAAUUGCUGUACUGCAAGGUUGAGAGCUUUUACAGAUUACGAGCAAAUGGGAUAGGAUCCGUGGUGAUUCGCAAGAACCAGUAUUCGAGCUACUAGAGUAAAUUCUGAUCAAGGGAAACAAGAUUUAGUUCGAAUUAGCAGGUGAUUCGACUUAUCCGAGUUCUAGUUAGCCGAGUAAAAAUGACUGAAAAGUGGAGUCAAUUCCAAGUACAGUCUAACCUCUCCUUACGGACACCUCUCUAUUACGGACAGUUCGUUUGGUCCCAGAAAUGCCAAAAAUCAUACAUUCCCUACCUCUAUAAUACGGACACCUCUGUAAAGCGGACACUUGGUUCUGUCCCUUUGGUGUCCGUAUUAAGGAGGUUUGACUGUAGUCGUUAGUUUGUGCUUCGGACUGUUGGGAACAGGCUCGCAUUAUGCCUAAUUAUGCUACAUUGCAUAAUACAAAACAUUAUUUGUUUCAAUUCUAAUUGAUUUUGAUUUUAAGCUACGAAUGGCACGUUUGAAAUUUAGAUUUUUUAUCUUUGUGGCGAUCAUCUCCUUAAUGUUAAUCUGCUUUAUUUACCUCCACCCUUAUAAUCACAGGAGACAACUGGUAUAUACACAGAAAAUGAUAGCCUAAACCAUGUAACAAAAAAGAGGUUUUCCUUCUUUGGGGGGAGGGAGGGAGGGAGGGUGUGGCUACACCUAGGCUAAUUAAUAAAAUGAGUCAUUCAUUCGUUCGUUCUUUCGUUUCCUCGUUCAAUCAUUCAGUCAGUCAGUCAGUCGGUCAGUUUUUGGCUUUCACUUGUCCUUUACAAUUCCUCAAGCUUACCUCUUAAGUAUGAAAUAUUUAUCGGGUACAAAAUUUAUUGUGGUCCAGUUACAUUGUAAGUAAUGGCUUUGGAGCGCCUGACAUUCACUCUCUUCAGUAUGAGGCGAAUUUGAUUUGGCACGUUAAAUAAAUCUUAAGGAAUUCAAGAUCGUUACUCAUUUUUUUAGUUGUAUUGUUAAUUCACUGAUUGUCGGCUUUUGAGUACUGACAAUGAGCUCGCUCAACCGAAGAGCCAUUUUCACGUACUGCCACUCGGCUCACAGGGGGCGCUCACGUCAAUCGUACGGACACGAAAAAGUUGGUCAUCACGUCGACCUUAGCGAGUCCGUUACCACUGUCAGGGAGUCCGACGGGCAGAACGCCCUACGUCAAUUUGUUCUUUGCAUGAGAAAAGUUUGUUUAAUGUUGGUUGUUUUGAAGAAAGAGACAUUUUGUAAACAACAUUAACAAUAUUGAUGUCAUUAUAUGUUACGUGUAAGUGAACCAGUGAUAUCGGCCUCGCCCUGUGGGACCUCAUGGUUCAUAUUCAUUAAGAUCGCAUCACUCUGUUGUUUUAGAUCCGAAGGAGCGUAUGUUGGCAACUUAAGGCGCUAGAUCGUUUUCCGCUUCCGCCCAUACAUUUACACUGUAGAAGAGCUUUCUGGCGCAUAUCCGUGAUAUCGUAUCACUGUGUGCUUCUAAGAGACAAGUCAAGACAUAACUUUUUAGAUUAGCUUUUACGUAGUUUUAACUACAUUUUAUUUUAUAUUAUUUAUGUAUUUUUAUCAGCAUUUUUACUUUUUGUCGGUUUUAUGUAUCAUAGAUUGAUUUUAAAUUUUAAUUAGUAUGACUGUAAAGCGCUGUUGAUCAUUUAUAUGUUAAAAGGCGCUAUAGUAAAUUUAUAAAUUAUUAGUAUUAGUAUUAGUAUUAGUAUUAGCAACAAUACGAACAACAACAACAAAUGUAGAUCAGAAAACCUGAUGAAGCCGCUUCUCACUUAUUAUCUGCGAAAUUCUUCUACCUGGAGUGUUGAGCUGUGAACUGACUAAACCCCCCCCUGCCAUUUCGACACCUGUGAAUUCCGUUGUUUUUUUUUACCCGUAUAUAGGCAUCUGUCUUGAGCCAGCCAAUUAAAGACAAGAUUGAGAAUCCUUUCCAUGAACAGAGGCAAAAGCGGCUACGAUCACAUAGCCUGUCCACAUUUAAUACUCAUAAAAAAAUGUUCUCUUGUAUACAAGGUGACAAUCAACGUUUCUUUGAGGAUGCCUGUGGAUCAGCGUCAAUCAAAUUUAAAAUAGACUCUUUGGAUCGAUGUUCUAUUGUUAGACUAAAAACAGUUUUUAUUACCUGUGGUUAAUAUUGAUUUUUUGAGGGCAUGAAUCUCUCCAGUGGACUUCUCGCAACAAAAGUGAUCAGGAAUCAAGGCAGAGAAUCUCUCAAGUUAGUUUUUGUCCAGAAAUUCCUAUGCCAACUGUGCGUCCGCAAGAUGAAUUUAAUUAUGCAGACGUCAUCAGAACUUGCCCAAGUUGUCUAAUUUGUAUUUUUUUCAAUUGAAAUCAAUGAAGAUCACAAAGUUAUUCUCAAUUUGCAUGAUUAACGUGCAUACCUCAGUUCAAGUAGAGAUUUUUUUUAUAUAAUAUAAUCUAGUGGUAAGAAGUAACUGUGAAAAUAAACUGAUACUGACGAAUUUCGGUCCACUUGAAACGCGGAAGGAAAGAAAAUGAAAGUAGUCCGGAGAAACUUCCUAUUAGAUGUUCACUCAACUUCACAGUUGGAUGAUCAUUUGAAAAUAAUGCGUGCGGUUAAUGUUUGUAUAUGUUAAGGUUUGUUUCGAGUUAGUCAUGCAAUUCUGACCGAGCAGGCUAAACAAUUCUUGAAUUUAAAGGUAAUGCCGGUAGGAGAAAUGUCUGCUGGAAUCUUAUCAUCCCAAAACUGAUCGAGAUUGGGGGAAGGCACCUGGCCUCCGUCAUAUCCGCCAUCAUUUUGGCCCUCUUAUGCAACCGAUUUUUUUUUAACCUUUGUCAAAGCGAGGCAAGCGGAAUUCGAGCUUUUGUCGUGAGCAGUUGAGUCUCCCUUAGUGCAAAAGUGUUAUGCAUCGCACUGCUAAUCUGAUCCCACUGAUCUCGCCGUGAACGUUUAAUUCUCAUUUAUGGGUUCACCUUCGAACUUUUGCUGUCUGCUGCCUUCUUUUCGCAAGAAAAAUUCUGGAAUCAGGUGUUGGAGGAGACACGUUAAUUCCGACUUUAAAUCAUGGAACUGUGAGCAUUCUGGUAUUAAAUCCAAUGGAUUUUUAGAGUUAAGCUCACGAGAUAUGAAACAUCAAAGGUCUGAGGAGACACGCACUCAUUGGUAAAUACAUUUUUAUUAUUUCAUGAUUUAUAGUUGUACAGUCGAAUCCCGCUUUAUAGACACCCGCUUAAUACGGACACCUUAUUAUUACGGGCAGUUUGCUUUGUCCCUGGGGGAAAGAAACUCCAUACAUAUUCUCUUACCACGGACACCCCCUUAAUAUGGACACUUUCUAUCUCCGGGCCUCCUUAGUGUCCGUAUUAACGGAGUUUGACUGUAGUUAACAUCAACUCAAGCACUACUAUAAUUAUGACAGAAAAUAAUGGAAGUGGAGUUAUGUGCAAUAUACGCUUGUAGCCAUCGCGUUUGUUCCGACUGAAAUUUAUUGAUUUUAAGCUUAAAAGCAAUAAAAUAUACCAACGGGCAAAUACGAAGGCUUUAUACGCAUGUUCAUCUGAAUUUACCCUUACAUUUCUUGCUUAAGUUGAGGCUUGCUCAGAAGUCACUGUUCCAGUUUCUGAUUCGCACUAAUUGAAAUACUCAAAGUUAAUAAAUUAAGGGAUAUCGUGACAGAAAAAUAAAUAAAUAAAUAAAUAAUAAUUAUGAUAAUAGUAAUAAAAUAAACGACAGUCAACUUUUUUAUUUCGUCUUGCGCCGGCCGUAAGACAUGUAUGCCAGAGCUUUUUAAUUAUGUUAGAUUUAAUGUGUAUUUAGUGCUACGAGAAACUUUGUGCGAUUUUUUUUAUAGACUGCUGCCACUAUUGUUUUGUUGUCGACUAUUUAUUAACAACCAAGCCUGAGUGCCCAAUAUUAUCCUUUGUUCUCUUUUCAGUUGGUUCAAACGUAAUUUCAAGUAUCACGCAAAAGACAGUAUAGUUUAGUCAAGUUCUCAAUAUAGCCUAUCAAUCAUGUCUACGUACGUCAAUUGCUGCUUCCUUGUCCGCGCAAACUAACUAAUUAUACAAAAAAAAAACACAGAUACUUCUCCCCGCAGGCUUGUGCAUUCGCAUGAAUUGAAAUACGUACAAUUAUAUGUUAUGGGAAAAAUGAAAAAGCGAGAACAUUUUUGUGACAUUUUAUAGAAAAAGAAAAAAAAAAGAACUAGGACCAACACGAGUUUUGCCUAGAAUCAAAAUAUUUAAAGACUGGUUUAAUCACCGAGGUAAACCCGGAAAACAGGGGAAAAGGAUAUAGUUCUUAACAUAGCAUUGUUUAGUUUAGUAUUCAAAAGGAACUAGGACCAUCUGUUCACGAGUGAAAGUCUAGUGAUCCGAAAAUUAUCGAUAAAACUUACCGUCUCGAAAACUGCCUAGAAUCAAAAUAUGGCCACAAAACGUUAAAAUGGGUAAUUAUACCAUUUUGUCGAUGUUCGAAAAUCCUAGGAGAGGCAGGUAAGCAAGAAAUUUUACAACAAAUGCUCCGAAAAUUCUAGAUCUCAAAUCGUCUUCCGAACAGAUAUUUUCCCGAAAAUUUCCGUUGGGUGCCCCUGGGAAAAUGGGUUUCUAAAUUAUUUUCGUGCUGAAUAUCACCAUCCAAUAAGCGCUACUUACUUACAGUGAAUGCAUAAUGUCUUUCACAAGGCACUUCUUUUAAUCGUUUGAGUUCAUUAUCCUAACUGUUUGUCAGCAUUACAAGUUCUAUUUUCUAAUCACUUUGGUUGCACUCUUGUCUGCUUUCUCGUUGUUUGAUAACUGAAAUCAGACUGUUAAUCGGAGACUGAGACAGGAGGAGAUUAUGCUGUCUUCAUUUUCACGGAACAAACAUUUUGUUUUUAUUGUACGUUGUAAACCGCGUAGUAGAAAGAAUGAAAACGCAUUAUAGCAGGGUUAUAUUCUUUCUGAGGUGAAAAUAGCACAUGAAUUCUUGAACUCGAAUAACAGGCGUUCUGUAUCAGAACGCGAAACUGAAAACAGCCGUAAACCAGGGGGAACCACACAAUCUGUAUGUGUAUCCGUUAGUAAGUUUAUAGUAAAUGCAUUAGAUUUACCGUUUGCUUCAUCUUAAGCGUUAUAUCACUAAAUAUGUAGGUUGAUCAAUGCUAAAGAGACGCUGUAUUACCUUAUAUAUGGGUAAUUGUCGAUCUUUUGCCUUAGAAGUGGUAUUUUGAGCGAGUUUGAAGGAUUUUGAGUUCGCUGUUAACGGCGACAGUUUACCGCAAGUGAGCUAAUACAGUGAUCUAUGUUUUUAGCGAUUUUGAUCAAUGUGCAGACGGUUUAAAUCAUUUUAUAAAAUACCAUAGUUAAUUGAGUGGAAUGGUUAGAAACCGUCAAAUCCUUUGUUAAAUGGACCUGAAAUUUCAUUUUGAUUGUAAAAUAAAAACGUUGCAUUAAUUUAUUGGUAACAAUUUGCCAAAAGAAAACAAAGGAUUGUGCACUUUCACGGGCUUUGAACAUAAACUGCAGCACUGUUGUUUUUAUCAUUGAUGACAGCAAGACAUGGGCUCCCCUGUGCCGCGACAGCAAGACACGUGGCAGGUGAUGACUGACUAAAUGACGUCUGUGUUUUAUCUUGGUUCCUACGCAGCAGGUGCUUGAUGAAGGCGGGAAAAUUUGUCGCACGAGAAUUUUGAAGGGCUACCUAUGCCAUCUUGAUUCUUGCGUAAUGUAAAACAACAACAACAACAGUUUAUUCCCGUUACCCACAAUUAGCGGAGCUAUUCUAGGUGUGCAACAAUACAGUAAUUGUCUCCUAUAAAGUCGGCAAAAGAACGAUAAGUAAAGAGAAAGGGAAAAAAUAAAAUGAAUAUCCGGUGGCAAUUGUUAUUAGUUACCAUGGGGAAAACAAAAUUUAAAUUAUAAAAAAGUCGCCAAUUUGAAAAUUCUUAAAUAGGCUGUUACCUGACCAUUUCAAUGCAGCCGGAUGCAUGAAUGGAUAAUUUUUAUGUCCACUGCAAGCCUUCUUUGAGGUGCUUCAGAUGGUUAAUUUUCUGCCUGCAAUUCUAACGAUCCGUUGUGAUGCGAUCUUAUUCAAAAUGCCGUGGCGGUGGUUUCUUUGGUAGAGAAAUUCCGCUAUCCAUAAUGAAGCUGUAAGGGAUAAUCGAAUUCUAUUAGCCAUAGUUGUGCUACUCAGCGAGUCAAAAUGAUCCGUAAUUUUGUGUUGUUAGGUAUCACACUCGGAAAAAUUUGGAUGCCGGUUUAAACGGUCUUCGCAGCAGGCCGCUUAGCCCGGUGUUGGGAAUACAUUGAGGAUAACACCAUUCUUACUAUUGUUCAUGAAAAGUAUGACUUUGUUGCUGCGCUAUAAAUUCUCUUAUUCUCUAAUCAGUUGACUUUCUUUCUUCAUUAGCUAUGCAGAUCCCUCAGAUCACUAUCUGGACUGGGAGAAGCAACCUUUUAAUGUGUUAGUAAUAAAAAAAGUCAUGGACUCUGAAGUAACCAGAUGCUUUAAAGAACUCACCAAAUGGCUAAUUGAGGUAAGUCUAUGAUCUCCCUCCUCAUUGACCUUCAGCAUACACGAAUAUACACUCAGUAAUCGUGGUGUUUUAAGCAAUCUGAUUGGUUUGCUAUCUCCAGUAGCCUGUUCACAGACCCUCUUAUUUUCUCUUCAAAGUCCGUGGAGCGCGUGUGAUAAAAUAUAAAUCGCCUCCCUCUCGCGCUCGCCGAUAGCCUGCGCACUGAGGCGCUUGGACGUAGUGGGCACAAGAAAAAACGGGCGCGCGAGAAGGAGACUCGCGUGUCUCCCUCGCGCGCCCGUUCUCUCUUUCGCCCACUACUUUUAAGCGCCUGCUACGGAGGCUAGCUCGCCCAUGUUUUCCAAAAGAACGAAAAGAAAAAUAAAACAACGUCUGUGUACAGGCUAUAUCUCCAGAUAUUGAGCAACCAUCUGUGGCUGGAGUUGCAGAUGGUGCGAUUAUCAACUGACAUACAGCACAGUUGAACCUCUACACAACGGCCACCUUGGGGCAGAAGAAAGUGGCCGUGGUGGUUUAAACAAGAGUCAGUGUAUGGACUGUCCGCCAAAAUCAGUGGCCAUUGUAGAGAGGCGGCCGUUAGUGGAGGUUCUGCUGUAUUAAAAAAAAAGUUUCAAUGAACUAUAGCCACAGCACGACACUUUCUUUUAACAAACAGUAGAGUUUCCGCAAAACCAAGAAACGACAAGUCAUUCAGCAACCACCCGUUGCUGGAGUUGCCAAUGGUGCGAUCAUCAUCUGAUAUGAUACAAAAGUUUUAAAAAUCCACCGAGCCGCAUCACGACACUUUUGUUUACACUAACAAUAGACUUUCCAAGAAAAAGAACAUGAUCCUCGUAUUAAAAUGAACCACCUAAAGGAACUUGAAAAAGAAACUGAAAAAUUUAGGCAUUAGGGAAUGGAACCCUGGCCUUUGCGAUGACUAGGCUAAUCAAGCCAACUGGAGAGCAGGCCAUUGAAGACAUAAAAGUGCACAUGAUCCUCGCAGUAGAAUGAACAACCUCAACGAGGAUCAUGUUCACUUUCAUCUCUUCAUCCAUAGCUCAUCAAAAUAUAAUUUAUUUCAUACAGACUUUCCGCCAAGGCAGGUUCGGACCGGAUCACCUCAUUUACAUACUUACCUGACAAUAGUUCCCAACCUUUUCCCUAAGUGUAAAUGAGUCUAUCCGGUCCGAGUUUUGUACCUGCCCUCUCCGCCUCACCAAGAAUCGACCAGUUAUGGCAAAGACUUUAGUAGCAAAGACAACAUGGCAAUAGUGACGACAACACACCGAACUGACCAACGAUAGGGCUGCAAAUUCAGCACCGGAAGUCGCGCUCGGUCUUUUCUCUAGCUUUCGCGAACUAUAUUUCCUCAUCAUCCUAAUUAAUGUCCUUUCUGACUUCCUUAUAUCCCUAUUCUUUCCAGUCAGUAUUACAUGAAAAUAGUGUUUCAUGAAAAGUGUUUCGUCAUGAAAAUAUUUUGGUCAAAUGUGGUUGAUCAAAUUAUUUAUGCAGGUAUUUAUUUAUUAUUUCUUCAUUUAUCGCAGGAGAAAAGAAUGAUGAUUUUUGCUGAAGCAACAGCCGUUGAAGACCCCUUAGUUUCACAGGAUGAAAAAUUUUCAGCUGUCAGAUCAAAACUUUGUAUUUUCAAAGAAGGUGAAUUAUAAUUACUAGUACUUGUGAUAAGGUUGUAAUCAAACAGAUAACACUGAAUCUCAGUUUCCCGGAGUUGGGUUGAUCUAUUUGGUAGAUUCAUUAUUCUCCAGUGCCAUUUUCAGUUAAAAAAAAAAAAUCAGCGAGUAAACCAAAAUGGCUUUGGGCGCGAAAUGAAGGAAUAUAAAGAACCUAAACCCUGCAAUCUUCCAUUUGAAUAGACGACCCACUAAAAGGUUUUAGGUUCUCAUAGCGCAAAGCCAAUAGUAUUUGCCCAGUACGCUUUUACCGCGUAAUAAAGAAAAAGUGUUGUAAAAAAAGAUUUUGUUGAGUUAUACUGAGAAAUGCUUCUGCCUGUUACGCGUGUGUGUAAGUUGUAGUGCUUUUUCUUCCUGAAACUCCUACUCUUUUGAUUCCUUCAAGGUGACCAGCUUGAUGACAAAAUCGACUUCAUUAUUUGUAUGGGAGGUGACGGUACACUUUUACACGCUUCCUCAUUAUUUCAGGUAAGAAAAGUUAAUGAUAUAUAAUCAGAUUGCGUGGUGUGCACUCCCCUCACUAAAACUAAAAAAAUAAUAAUAAAUCAUAUCUUCAAUAGAUACCUUUAGAUUCAAGCACGAGGACGACAGCGAGUACGAAAUUUGACGUUAAGUUUUUUCGCGUAUUCUGAAAAUAUAGACUCCCUGAAAAGCCUCAUUUUACCAUUUUUUCACUAGAAAAGUUAGCACUGUUACCUUUAGUGAAGGAAGUUACACCCUCUCCCGAUCGCAAAAUAAUAAAACUUCUAACAUUUGAUAACUUUUUGCCGCCACUUCGACAUUCUCGCUAAAACUCGUAGUAGAGUGACGAUGGCUACCACGUUUUCCCGCCAAAUUGACGCUGGUUCACGCGCGAGCAGUACUUACAACUGAGAAAAUCUCGUACUUGUUGUCGUACUCGUCUUAUAAUCUAAAGGUCUCUAUUAUUGUGCCUACAGAAACAUGGCCUGUUGAAUACCUGAGGUGGGAGAUGCCAAUUCAUCUUAGUUCAGUAUCACAGUGCAUUUUCCUUUCACGAGUAUUACUUGGAAAUAUCGAGAUUUGCUGGUUCUAAAAUUUGUUAGCAGUUUCUAUAAAGCUGUUGGUAGUGUUACUAUGCUACGCGGGGGGGUGGGGGAAUCAAGGAAAAGCCGAUGCGCGUUCAUAUAAGGGUCGGCAGAGAGGGUCGUUCACUUCUGCAAAAUCCAUGCUGUUUCCCUUUAUUGUAAAGAAUGUAGCUGUGACCCGUGUGCAGAAGUCCCAUCCUCUACCCAAGGGAUUGAGGGCGGCUGUACUCGGGCUAAUGUAGCUAUCACCUUAGGGUCAUGUGGCAGAGUUUUUUUUUUCUGAUACACUUGAAAAGAAGUGUAUAAGAACACCUCAUAGAUAUUGCUCUUCCUUGACCCGUUUGAGGUAACUCGUCAUCCCUCUAAUUCUCUUUCUCUCACAACAGUGUAGCUGCCCCCCUGUUAUGGCAUUUCAUCUCGGCUCCUUAGGAUUCCUGACAUCCUUCAGAUUUAGAGAUUUCCGCGAUAAAAUUACCGACGUUUUAACGGGUAAGUUCAAUCCAUGUAAUAAGAAUUUCAAAAUAAUUAUAUAUGAGGUAUGCGAAAAUUGUGUUCUAGAAACGAUACAGAAAUUGACGAACCCCUGUUUACCUGCAAUUGUUACUGUACUUCCUGACACUAAAAACAGACCUACUGUUGCGUUGUAACAGUAUGGAAGUCUUCUUAGAACGCACGCUUAUUCCAACUCAUUAACUGUAUCUUUUUUGAGAUUUUUUUACAUUUGAUUAAGUACAGGAUCAAACUAUGAUUCCAAAGAGAGUGGGUAAUAAAUAGCCGUAAUUCUCCCAAAUUGAGAGCUUGCGCACCUGCUAGCCAAUAAAUAGAUCUUGCCUUCCAACAAAAAUAUGCUUGUUUUUUAUGUUUCCACCUGUAGUAUUGUGCCGUUAUUCGAUAGAUAAAACCGCACAAAAUCCAUCCUCGUUCCCAGGGCCCUAUCCUGUUCGUCCUCCGGUGGAGGAGAGGGCCUUAUGAACGAGGUAGCACACAGCCCACAAUCCCUUGAUUGGCUGUGAUGAAGGACCAGCGCUCGAAAUAUCAGCUUUUGAAUCUUUUUACGGUUUACGUUUUUACGUUUUAUCGACUUGGUUGGGAAAAUCAAAUUUUGUGUCUUAUUACUUUUGGGUGCUCUGCCCCAUUUGUUUCGUCGUUAUAGGCGAAUCGCACUCGUUACUAUUUGUGAGACUAACAUUUCUUGAUUAGAGGACUGAGACAAAGGUUUGUGUGUUUGAAGCCUUUGGAGACUUUGAAAUUAGCUAGAUUUGUCGAUCAGCACUACGACGGAGCUCUGCAAAUAUCCGCUUGUAAAACGCCAACUGCCUUCUGCUAACUACGUGUGUUGCACAUUUUGUAGGUCAUGCUGGCUUAACGUUGAGAAGUAGACUACAGUGUGACUUUACCAAGCGUGACAAGGAAGAUGAGGCCAAAACCGGGAAGUCACGCUACUUGGUGGGUUUUAGUGACGAACAAAUUAGUAAGGAACAAGUUGGCAUCUUAAAUUACCUCCCCUCUUUCCCUAGCCUGCGUUGCAGACGUAAUUUAACCUCUGUUAGUACCUUCUGUAAAGCAGCGCCGGUAUCCUUGUUCUUGGCCCACAACGGACUCAACGAAUUAUCGGAAAUGCAUUUCGAAUUUCCUUCCAUCUUGAUUGACAAAUCGACAAUGGCGUUUUUAACAGGCCAAUCAUGACGCGUACUCAAAUGCUGGUACACAGGUGGGGGCCCAGAACAAGGAUUUCAGCGCUGUUGCGCAGACGGACUUAACAAGAGGUUAAUUUCGUCUUCGGCACAGGCUACUCUUCCCCACGCUCAACCUCAUACCCAGUUCUUUUCCCUUAGAGAAUGGGAUUGGUGGGAAAAGACCCUCCCACGUUCUAAGGGAAGAGCCCUGGGAACGAGAUUGCCCUAUGUUACAGUAGCUUUCCUCGCAGAGUCCUCCCCCCUGCUCUCUUGCGCCUAUACCCCUACAAGUUAUACCUAUUGAAAGGUACUGUAUGUGAAGGAAUGUGAAACUUAAUUCUUGCCAUAGGACGUUUCGCACAGGAUCACAGAAUUACAGGCGCGAAUCUAGCGUAUGUAAGAUUUGUAUUGUGGUUCAGGUCAGGUACAAGUUUGUAUUUGAGGUAAAGAAUAGGUUUUGGUGGUCAGAAGGGGAAAAUGUAUCUGGGUACUAGGAAGGUGGAUGCAGGGGCAUGCAAGGGGGAAAACCCCUCCUCCGCCCGCAAGAUGUGUCCCUGGAUCAUACACAUUUCAACUGAUUAUUUUCACCCAUGAAACUGUUGGAUAUCUUGUUCUGUAGGUUUUGAAUGAGGUGGUCGUUGACCGGGGUCCUUCGUCCUAUCUCACAAACUUGGAUAUAUAUUGCAAUGAUCAUCACGUCACAUCGGUACAAGGAGACGGUAAUUACUGCUAUCACAUUCAUCCCAUCUCUUUGGUUCUCGCAAGUGUAACUGAGUUAGAAAGAAAGCAUGGUCAUGUAUACUUUAAAAAAAAAUGCAAGACUGUUAUUUCAGGCUCGAUUUCUUAAAUCCGGAGCUCGUUUUGACUCCCAAAUGACGGUAACAACUUUCCCCUGUCUUACUAUCAUUUAAAUGACUUUGUGCUCUUUAGUGUCAACCUUGUCCCAAGGACUCUUCCCCCGCCCUGGGAAGAAGGUUGCGUUAUUGUUGAAUUGGUGCUAAACUGGAAAAAAUUUGAAUUAAGAUCUCUAUUACUUUCUGAAACGACACUAAAACUGUCCGAAAUCCAAGCCAGUUGUGCAGUAUUUUACUGAAACUCGUUGUUGGUCGCCAUACGUUGUUGCAACGCCCAAAUUAGCGAUUUGAAUUGAAACUGCUAGGUUAAGAAUGAGAAAGAUGUAUUCAUGUGUGAGAGAGGAAGAAAACAAUAAUUAAACUUCCCAAAGAUGACUUAACCCUUUAAGCCCUAAGAGUGAUCAGCGUCAAAUUUCUCCAUGUAAUAUCACUGCUUUAUAAAACACAGUGGUCAUGAGAAUUAAGGACAUGAUCACACAAGAUGAAUCUAAUUGAUGCUUCAACAAAUUCUCCCCACUACUUGUAUUGAAAACGCAUAGGGAUAACAAAUGAGAAUUUGAAUUUUGAUGUUAGGGUUUAAAGGGUUAACUGUGAGAAAAAUAAAAAGGGUCCUGUCUCAACCAAAGGCGAGCGUUUUUGUUUUCCUACAAAUUUUAUUUUCUUAAAACCUGAUUUACCGAUUUGCGUUGCUGCUACCUUCCUGAACCAGUUUAUGGCUGCAGUGUGCUGUAUUCUUAAUCUUCCUAAUCUUCCCUGUAGUGGUGUUACCGUAAGUUGCGUGACGUUGCGUUACUAUUGUCUUUUCCAGGGUUAAUCGUAUCCACACCAACUGGUAGCACAGCAUAUGCGGUAGCUGCUGGAGCAUCAAUGGUUCAUCCCAGUGUGGCCGCUAUCCUAGUAACCCCUGUUUGUCCCCAUUCUCUCUCAUUCAGACCCAUCAUUCUGCCUGCGGGAGUCGAAUUAAAGGUAAUGCCGGUUCAUUUCAAUCCUUCUUUUUUAACUUUUAAGAUUGAGGUUAACUUUAGGUCAACGUCAUCUACCUGUAUCAUCAAAUUCUUCUUCUACAGCGAAAUCCUCGUUCUCCAACGGGUUCUGUCCCGGUGGAAAACGAUGGAGGCUAGGGUUGGUUGGUCCCAUGCUAAACCCUCAACCUGGAGGGUCAGCGACUGUCCCCAGUCUGGCCUGUCACCCUCGACUAAUCCAGCUUAGGUGGACCUCCCAGGGAUAACACUCCACUGGCAUAGGUCUUCAGAUACACAGGCCUCACCAGGGACUGUCCCCAGUAUGGCCUGUCACCUUCGACCAAUCUGGCUUUGGUGGACCUUCCCGGGGUAACACUCCACUGACAUAGGUCUUCAGACACACAGGCUUCACCAGGGACUGACCCCAGUAUGGCCUGUCACCCUCGACCAAUCCAGCUUGGGUGGACCUGCCAGGAGUAACACUCCACUGGCAUAGGUCUUCAGACACACAGGCUUCACCAGGGACUGGCCCCAGUAUGGCCUGUCACCCUCGACCAGUCCAGCUUGGGUGGACCUGCCAGGGAUAACACUCCACUGGCAUAGUUCUUCAGACACACAGGCUUCACCAGGGACUGACCCCAGAAUGACCUGUCACCCUCGACCAAUCCAGCUUUGGUGGACCGGCCAGGGAUAACACUUCACUGGCAUAGGUCUUCAGACACACAGGCUCACCAGGGAUUGACCCCAGUAUGACCUGUCACCCUCGACCAAUCCAGCUUGGGUGGACCUGCCCUGAGUAACACUCCGCUGGCAUAGAUCUUCAGACACACAGGCUCACCAGGGAUUGACCCCAGUAUGACCUGUCACCCUCGACCAAUCCAGCUUGGGUGGACCUGCCAGGAGUAACACUCCAAUGGCGUAGGUCUUCAGACACGCAGGUUUCACCAGGGACUGACCCCAGUAUGGCCUGUCACCCGCGACCAAUCCAGCUUAGUGUUGGACCUGCCAGGGAAAACACUCUACUGGCAUAGGUCUUCAGACACACAGGCUUCACCAGGGACUGUCCCCAGUAUGGCCUGUCACCCUCGACCAAUCUGGCUUUGGUGGACCUUCCAGAGGUGACACUCCAUUGACAUGGGUCUUCAGUCUCACAGGCUUCACCAGGGACUGACCCCAGUAUGGUCUGUCACCCUCGACCAAUCCAGCUUGGGUGGACCUGCCAGGAGUAACACUCCAUUGGCAUAGGUCUUCAGACACACAGGCUUCACCAGGGAUUGACCCCAUCAUGACCUGUCACCCUCAACCAAUCCAGCUUGGGUGGAUCUUCCAGGAGUAACACUCCAAUGGUAUAGGUCUUCAGACACACAGGCUUCACCAGGGACUGAUCCCAGUAUUGCCUGUCACCCUCGACCAAUCCAGCUUUUGUGGACCUGCCAGGGAUAACACUCCACUGGCAUAGGUCUUCACACACCCAGGAUUCACCAGGGACUGGGCCCAGUAUGGCCUCAACCGAUCCGGUAUGGGUGGACUUUUAGGGGUAAACCGACCGCCUAACCCCGGCAGGCGUAGAUCUUGAAGCACACAAGCUUUACCGCCAUGACCAGUCGACUUGCCCAGGGUGGAGAAUGAGAAUUUUUCAUUAACUGUUUCUUACAGAUUGUACCGAGUGCUGAGAGCAGAAGUUCAGCCUGGACUUCAUUUGAUGGUAGAAACCGUCAAGAGCUAAAAGUGGGAGAUAGGUAAGACUUUCUUAUUGUUUUGGUCAAUUUAGGCAGCUGUUAGAAAUUAAUGGUUGGCGGGCAUUUGAUAAUCCUGCCAGCCAGAAUAUACUUGCAAGAUCAACAAAGUAUACGAGUAGAUACAGAAGCGAAUUUUAUGAAGCGCCCAAUCUGUCGCCUACGUACCUGGAGGUUUUAUUGGCGAACGGGCAAACGAGCGGUGAGGUCGUAAGAGGAAUGAAUAAUUUUGUGAAGCCUAGUUUUCCAUCUAAGUUUAUCUGAUAUAUCAACCUUCAACUGAAAGACGAAAAACUUUACAACUUUAAACACCCUGAUACCUUUGCUUUGAAGGAACGCUGGUUUUGCGAAAAUCAUGUUAUAUCGAAGAGUAAGUGGACAGAAAAAAAGCUAAGCAUAUUGUAAUGUUUUUUUGUUGAUGCUUAUUCUUGUAGUAUUCAAAUUACAACGUCCAUAUACCCCGUGCCAUGUGUAAAUAGCGAGAAUCAGAUGGCAGAUUGGUUUAAGAGUCUUGCUGAAUGCCUUCACUGGAAUGUUCGUCAACGACAACGCCAACUGUCAAUAACAGAUUGCCACGUUUAACACAGAAACACACUAAAGAAACUUCGAGCAUAGAGGACUGCGGCCGGCCGGUGGCAUGGAGAACGCCAGAAAACUAAUAGACUAAAUUCGGAAAUCAACGACCCUGUGUAAACCUAGCUUAAGGUCUGAAGGUUUUGUAGUUACGGGCCACCAAACUAGUUUAACGAAACGGAGUUCUCCUUAUUUAUUUUUUUUUUUUUUGACCGACGUCUUAUGUCACCUCUCUUCUAUUUUGUUAUUUGCCUUUCUUCUAACCUCCAUGUCCGACCACUUAUCCCAAAUUACUAUCUAAACUGUUCACAGUCCUCUAUUUUUCCGUCAGAUCGUCAAGAUCCACGUUUUGCGCUACAGGCUGCCAUCUUGCAUGAGUGUCAAAUCUUCUUAGGAGCGGGGGCGCCCGCCCCCUCGGUACAUUUGAAAACCAAGAUGGCCGCCAUUAACGUUAAGACGCGCUAUAUCUCAACGAUCUCUCGAGAAAAUAGGGGACUGUGAACAGUCUAAUUACUAUCUCGGCAUUUUUAUUACUAUUCGAUUAAACUUUUCUAUUAGGUUUAUACUUUAAAUCAAAAGCUACUUUUGAACCUAAUGAGAUGGCGUUUUUGUCGUUCAGUGCUUUAAAUUUAUUUUUUUGCACGAAAGCCUCAACAUUGAGAAUAUUUUAUAGAAGGAUGCAUGAGGACUUUCUCUCUUAAGAUAUCGAACCUUUUCCAAAACAAAGUGUCGAGCACUUCCAGUUUGGAAAUUACUCUUCAAAAUUUUCUCUCCAAUGAUGAAUACUGUAAGUAAUAGGUAUAUAAUAAUGUACCCAAAAGUAUAAUGUUAUCGGUAGGGUUAUUUAAAUAAACAUAAAUUAAAGGGCUGCCUUUUUUCGUAUCUCAGUUUUGUACUUGUACAAUACAAUACAUAGCACUAGCUGUUGAUGGUGAUAUCACCAUAUCAGGAUCUAUAAUUAUUACUUGAGAAUAAAUUGUGUUUUCGAACAUUU